Molecule: messenger RNA, 2776 nt
Organism: Crotalus tigris (Tiger rattlesnake)
Lineage: Eukaryota; Metazoa; Chordata; Lepidosauria; Squamata; Viperidae
Gene: NCSTN
Product: nicastrin
Exons: 17
Coding region: 47-2182 (711 amino acids)
Biological process (GO): Notch receptor processing; protein processing
Cellular component (GO): membrane
Source: RefSeq, a predicted model, not a curated record
GCGCUACAGAGCCCAGCUUGGGCAGGAAGCGGAAGUUGCCGGCAAGAUGGCGGCUAUUGAAGCGGAGGUGGAAGCGGCCCCUUGCAGCGGCCGGAGGAUGAAGGCGAGGGUGGCGGCCUGGGUCCUUUGCGGGAUCUUCUUGUGCGUCUUGGCGCCCGAUUCAGGCUGGUGCAACUCUGUGGAGAAGAAAAUCUACAUCCCACUGAAUAGAACAGCCACCUGCGUCCGUCUCCUGAAUGCCACUCAUCAGAUAGGCUGCCAGUCCUCCAUGAACGGAGACACGGGAGUCAUUCACGUGGUAGAGAAGGAAUCUGACCUGAAGUGGGUGCUGUCGGAUGGCCGCCACCCCCCUUACAUGGUCCUGCUGGAUGGGAAGCUUUUUACAGGACAGGUGAUGGAGCAGCUGAAGGGCAGCUCUCGGAUUGCAGGCGUGGCCGUGGCCAUCUCCAAGGCCAGCCCGGCAGAAGGUUUUUCUCCCGGUCUUCCGUGUCCCAAUGAUGGUUACGGCGUCUACAACAGCAGCUAUGGCCCAGAAUACGCCCACUGCAGUGUGACCAAGUGGAAUUAUCUGGGGAACAGCCUCUCCUACCUGGACUUUGGCUUCCCCAUCUUCCUUCUUCAAAACGAAACCGAAACCAAGGUUAUCAAGCAGUGCUACCAGACAUACAACACGCCUCAGAACGGCUCCGGGCCGGAAUACCCGCUCUGCGCCAUGCAGCUGUCCUCCCACAUGCACGCUGUCACCAGCACCGUCACCUGCAUGCGCCGCAGUAUCAUUCAGAGCACCUUCAGUCUCAACCCAGAGGUGGUCUGCGAUCCUCUCGCCGAUUAUAACGUCUGGAGCACGGUGCGGCCGCUCAACGAUUCGGAGAAGCUGGAUCCUAAAAGUGUCGUCAUCGCUUCCUCUCGAAUUGACAGCCACUCUUUUUUCUGGAACGUGGCCCCCGGGGCGGAGAGUGCCGUGGCUUCCUUUGUCACCCUCCUCGCUGCAGCUGAAGCCGUCCAUAAAAUCCCCGAUGUUCAGUCGCUGCCCAAAAACAUCAUGUUUGUCUUCUUCCAGGGGGAGACCUUUGACUACAUCGGCAGCUCCCGCAUGGUGUACGACAUGCAGAACGACCGGUUUCCCAUCAAGCUGGAGAACAUCGAUUCCUUCCUGGAGCUGAGCCAGGUUGCGCUCCGGAGUAACGCCUCCCUGUGGAUGCACACGGACCCCAUCUCUCGAAUGGACCCCGAGAUUGAGCAAAACGUCCAAAGGAUGAUGGAAACCUUGAACAAGAGCAGCGAAAAGACCAGCGUGGUGAUGAGUGGAAUCGGAGUCAGCCAGCCGCUCCCGCCUUCCUCCUUCCAGAGAUUCCUGAGGGUCCAGCAGAUCCCCGGGGUGGUCCUGGCUGACCACCAUUCCCACUUCGAGAACAGGUACUACCAGAGCAUCUAUGACACCCCCGAGAACAUCCGGCUGAAUUAUUCCGGGCUGACCCCAGAGGAGGCCCUGAAUCACGUGACGGACACAGCUAAGUCCUUAGCUGCAGUAGCCACCGUGGUGGGCCGCACGCUCUACAAGAUGGCCGGAGGAGGGGGCAACGCCUCGUCAAUUCAGGCGGAUCCAUUAACGGUCACGCGCAUGUUGUAUGGUUUCCUGAUCCAGUCCAACAACUCCUGGUUCCAGGCCAUCACUAAGCCAGAUUUCAAAGGGCCUCUGGGCGAUGAGCCCCUCCAGUACUACAUCGCGGUCUCCAGUCCUGUUAACUCCACCAGCCUGGUCCAGUAUGUCUUGGCCAACCUGACUGGGACCCGCCUCGGGGACAACAUCACCAAGGAGCACUGCAGAGCCUCCAAGGAAGACUUGUAUGACUACAUGUGGGUUCAGGGCUCCCCGUACCCCAACGCCAGCUCUCCCCGCAAGCCCUUCUGCAUCAGGUUGACUGUCCGCCGCACGCCAGCCUCCUCCCCGGCCUUCGAGCUCCGACAGUGGGGGUCCACCGAGUUUUCCACCUGGACGGAGAGUCGCUGGAAGGAGCUUCACGGACGGAUCUUCCUGGUCGCCAGCAAAGAGCUGGAGAUCAUCACCCUGGUGGUGGGCCUCGUUAUCCUCAUUGUCUCAUUCGUGGCCACCUAUUUCAUCAACGCCAAAGCCCACGUGCUUUUUUCCACGCCAGGAGACUCUGAAACAGUGGCCUAUUGAAAACUGGUGCUGGGAACUCUAGCGCUAUGAACAAGAAAGGAAGAAAAGGAAUGAAUUUGGCACUGCUGGACCCUUUCUUUGAUUACCGCUGAGUGGGGGACUAGAAGAAGCACGUUGAUCAUCAUCCCAUUGAGAGAGACACACUGUGGGUGUACCAAAACACAAUGCUGGCAGGAACGGAUUGAUUUGGAGGGGGGGUGGGUUUCUUGGGUCUCUCAGACCCUCCUCCAUCCAGCGGCCCGGAACAAAUGGGGCACAGAGCACGGGGGUCCCGGCGCCCUCUUGCAAGCGGCCAAGAGUUGGCCAUCAAAGGAGACUCUGCGGAGCAUUUGUGGACCUUCAACCUUGUAGUUCUCACUUUUUUUUUUUAAUUUUGAAGGUCUGGAUGAAUUUGCUUGACUCUUUCGAUUUACAUAGAUGAAGGUGGAAAAAAAACGAGGGCUGCAGGAAAGUUGGAAACAGGUGUAAACUAUCCUUUUUUAAAAAAAAAUAUGGUUCUGUUUUUUGUACAUACGAUAUAAAUAGCCUGUUUUAAUUGAAAACCAUCGCCCCCAACGCCACUCCUUAAUUUACAGAUUAAAUUUGUUGAUCCCG